Messenger RNA from Drosophila eugracilis, 969 nucleotides. Its product is annotated as transcription initiation factor TFIID subunit 4. Lineage: Eukaryota; Metazoa; Arthropoda; Insecta; Diptera; Drosophilidae. The transcript has 2 exons. The record is from RefSeq and is a predicted model, not a curated record. The coding region runs from base 49 to 864 and encodes 271 amino acids.
UUAGCCAAAUAUAUAUAUUUUACGAUUCCAGUUUUCCGUUAUCUAACCAUGUCUAAUCGCAAUCUGGUUAAAGUUUUUCUUCUGGUGUCUUUACUCACCUUGAGCCUGGUGCCUUUUAGUCAAGCAAAUCCUAAACGUGGUCGUAAGCGGGCUUUUGGGGUUGGUCUUUUGGGUGGAGCACUUGCCGGAGGUGUUAUAGGCAAUGUCUUGGCCAGGUCCCAUCAGGCUCCUGCUGCUGCACCCGCUGCUCCGGUGGCAGUGGUCCAUCAUCACUAUCCGGCUGGAGCUCCUGUAAUCGCUUCCCCCGUUGCAUUGGCAGGACCAGCCAAUCCAGAACCGAAGAAGAUGACCGUCAUCGAAACCGGCACUCCCGAUGCCAAUGGAUGCUACAAACAAACCAUCCGGGAACCCAAUCCCAACAAUCCCAAAUCAUAUACGGAAACCCAACACCUGAUUUGUCCCACGCUGCAGCAAGCCAACCAGCCCGCUCCUGCAAUUGCUCCAAGUGUUGUCCAGGUGCCUGUCAUGCCGCAGCCCUCGCCAGUGUUCCCUCCACCUGCGGCAGGACAUCCAGCUCCAGCUGCUCCUGUUGCUUCUCCAGUUGCUGCUCCUAUUGCUCAUGUAGUUCCUGCUGCCCCUGUCGCUUCUUCAGCUCCUGUAGUUCCUGUUGCCGUGGCUAUUCCAGCUCCCGCUCCGGCUGCCCCCGCUGUACAACCCAAUGCUGGCCAACCCCAGGUCAUCCUGCUCUCCAAGAAAACCGUAUACUACCCCAAAAAGCGAUCCUCUGCACCUUCACUCAUCGUUCCGCAGGGAGUGCUGUUCUUGCUAGUGAUUUUCCACUCCAUCAAGGCUUUUAUCUUUUAAAUCAAGAAAUAGUUUUACAAAUUUAUUAAUUUCAAAUCAGAUAGACACUUUCUUAAUCUUCCUUUUUGAUUAUUUUGUAUUAAUAAAACCCAAUAAAAUAAUAGG